Messenger RNA from Malus domestica (apple), 498 nucleotides. The record is from RefSeq and is a predicted model, not a curated record. NCBI's taxonomy places the organism in Eukaryota, Viridiplantae, Streptophyta, Magnoliopsida, Rosales, Rosaceae.
AUGGAUUCCAGAGAUCUUGUUGGGACAUGUUCUGCACAAGUUAGAAAAGUAGUUGUGGAAGUUUUGGAGCUAAUAAGUGAAGGACUUGGGCUCGGAACUGCAUAUUUUAGGGAUGAACUUUGCCAUAAUGUGACUCUCUCAGUUAAUCAUUACCCCCCUUGCUUGGACCCAAGUUUAACAUUAGGUGUACCUAAACAUUGUGAUCCAAACUUCAUAACCAUUUUACUUCAAGAAGAUCAUGUAAAUGGACUUCAAGUUUUCAAGGACGGGGAAUGGAUCAGUAUGGAGCCUAUUUCAGAUUCAUCAGCUACAAGUACAUCAGUAGAUUCAAUUAUCAGUAAUGGGAAGCUGAAAAGUGCUGAACAUCGGGCAGUUGCGAGUUCAAGCAAUUCCAGGACAUCUGCUGCAUUUUUCAUAGCGCCUUCAGACGAUUAUUCAUAUGAAUGGGAAGAUCAACAAUUAGUUGGUCUUGUUGGAAAUCAGGAUCAUCAUGGAUAG